Camelina sativa (false flax) is the source of this 1089-nucleotide messenger RNA. The record is from RefSeq and is a predicted model, not a curated record. Lineage: Eukaryota; Viridiplantae; Streptophyta; Magnoliopsida; Brassicales; Brassicaceae.
CCUCUUCUUUAUCAACAUCAUCACCCAUCUGCUUACAGUAGCACAACAAACACCCAUUCUCUCAGCCGUCUCAUCAACCCUAGUAACCAAACCCUUUCCCCCUCCCUAAAAACACUCUCUCUACAUUUCCCAAAACAAUGGCCUCCAGAGCAUUCUCCUCUUUCACGGCUAACCCCGCUCUCUCUCCCAGGCCAGUACUCCCUCACGGCCCUGCUUCCCCGGCUGUUUCUCUCGGCUUCUCCAUGAAAACUGGCGCCGGCAGAGCUGUGGACGUUUCCGCCGCUACUGUGGACACCAACAACAUGCCUAUGACCGGUGUCGUCUUCCAGCCGUUUGAGGAGGUCAAGAAAGCCGAUCUGGCCAUCCCCAUCACAUCUCAUGUCUCCUUCGCUCGCCAAGGCUAUGCCGACUCUUCCGAGGCAGUCAUUAAUGAGCAAAUCAAUGUGGAAUACAACGUCUCCUACGUAUACCAUUCCAUGUACGCAUACUUCGACAGAGACAACGUCGCUCUUAAGGGACUAGCCAAAUUUUUCAAGGAAUCAAGUGAGGAAGAGAGAGGGCAUGCUGAAAAGUUUAUGGAGUACCAGAACCAAAGAGGAGGAAGAGUGAAACUUCACCCCAUCGUCUCACCUAUCUCAGAAUUCGAACAUGCUGAAAAAGGAGAUGCAUUAUAUGCAAUGGAGUUGGCUCUAUCUCUCGAGAAACUCACUAAUGAGAAGCUUCUAAACGUUCACAGGGUGGCAUCAGAGAACAAUGAUCCCCAGCUAGCUGAUUUCGUUGAGACUGAAUUUCUUGGAGAACAGAUUGAAGCAAUCAAGAAGAUCUCAGACUACAUCACUCAGCUAAGGAUGGUUGGCAAAGGCCACGGAGUUUGGCAUUUCGACCAGAUGCUUCUGAAUUAGACUGGACCUCUAUAAGAGCACUUUCAGACGGCCAAUGUUGGGGCUACUCAGAAGAACCCAAAGAUUAUCGAAAAGCUUUAGAUUGGAAGUUAUGGAGUAAUAAAGAUUGUAGUAGUAAGCUUUGUGUUUAAGUUGGUGUUUGUAAUAACUUCCUAAGCCAAAUUAAUGAAGUUUUUGUUUUACUAUU